AUGGCCCUGCAGUACCAAGACAUCGAUCUGGAUGAGGAUCCUUGCAUAUUUCCUGACUGUGGCCAUUUCGUCACUAAGUCAAGUAUGGAUGGCGUUAUGGAUAUGAAAACACAAUAUCUUAUGUCACCCGAUGGCCUCCCUGUCGAAGUAUCUGGCAGUUCUGUACCAUUUUCGAUGGACGAAAUCAAGUGUUGCCCUACAUGCCGAGGUUCACUACGGAACAUUUCUCGAUAUGGGCGCAUUGUGAGACGCGCCAUGCUUGAUGAAGCCACGAAGAAAUUCAUUGCUUGGUCCAAUAAUGAAUACCUCCAACUCGCUCAGCGGCUCGUGGAUAUUCAGCAGAGACUCACAGAGAAAGCCAACCCAGUCUUUCUUCCUCAAAACAGCCGACCAUCUAAGCUCGUCAUCGUUAUUCGUCCACGCCUGAAACAACUGUAUGCUAUUCGUGACCAUAUUGGUGGCGCAAGAUACGCACCGGCGUUGAAGCUUUGGCAUCACAUUAGUGAAUUCAUUGGCAAAGUACGUAAGGAGGAGCAACCGUUUCAGCGAGUUGCCGACUUCAUUCAACAUUCUCAGAAGCAACGUUCCACGGAAAAUAGCAUGUACAAUGAGACAUUGAUCCAAGUCGGAGGCAUGAUCCAGGGCCUUGCGCUGUGGCUCAGAUGCGAAACUAUCAUACUCUCCGAUUUCAUGAAAAUCCGCCAGUAUCACAGUGCCCAGGUGUCGGAAAUCAGACUGGAUUUGACUGGACAAAUGAACGAUUGCGAGAGAUUGAUUGAUCUUGCGAACACUUCAAGGUAUCCUCGUCAACAAGUCGAAGGUCAUGUAUUUUCUGCCCUUUUCUGUCUUGUUAGCAGCCAGCUUGCCUCUGAGUCGACGGAGAAACCUCAAGACGAGGCAGAAUCAAGUUGUUCCAGGGAGGCGCUCAAGACAAAGGCAUCUGCUCAUCUAGCAACCGCACGGCGGUUGCUUCAGGAUUUCCCAUCAACCAGAGUACUCGAAGUCGAUGUUGAGGCUGCAGAGACCAUGUUGGGUGACAGUGUCUUCUAUGCGACAGUCUCGGCGGACGAAAUGAGAGCCGUGUAUCAAGCAAUGGCGAGAGAGUUCAGUGGGACUGGCCACUGGUACACGUGCGAGAGCGGUCAUCCUUUUACAGUCGGGGAGUGCGGGAUGCCGACGGAACAGGCUCGAUGUCCUGAAUGUGGAGGUGAGAUUGGUGGGCGAAAUCAUAACCCAGCCGCAGGUGUACGGCGAGCCGAUGAGAUUGAAGAGUUAGCGCGAGGUGUUGGGGAUAUCGGUAUUGCAGGUUAA
Neoarthrinium moseri is the source of this 1311-nucleotide messenger RNA. RefSeq lists its product as uncharacterized. The transcript has a single exon. NCBI's taxonomy places the organism in Eukaryota, Fungi, Ascomycota, Sordariomycetes, Amphisphaeriales, Apiosporaceae. The coding region runs from base 1 to 1311 and encodes 436 amino acids. The record is from RefSeq and is a predicted model, not a curated record.